Messenger RNA from Hemiscyllium ocellatum (epaulette shark), 1682 nucleotides. It is a transcript of the gene cenpl, whose product is annotated as centromere protein L. Lineage: Eukaryota; Metazoa; Chordata; Chondrichthyes; Orectolobiformes; Hemiscylliidae. Bases 202 to 1245 code for a protein of 347 amino acids. The transcript has 5 exons. The record is from RefSeq and is a predicted model, not a curated record.
UUUCCUCAGACAUUAUUCCCGGUUUUUUCUCUGUCACGCCGACUCCCGGGGUGGUGCGGAGGAGCCUUUUUUUUUCCCCUGACGCCUUCUGGUCAGGGCCACUCUGGCUACCUCUGCCCCUGCAAGACUGUAAUCCCGGAGCCUCUGGAUGGCGGCUGGCCCACGUUAGUCGCCGGAGGGAGCUGGGUUGACCGGUUUAAUAUGGAGCACUUGACACCUGCCAAGGCAGGAAUGGCACACCUGGGUGUGUGUUUUGCCAAUGCAGACGCCUCUCCAGUGGUUCUGAGGACUGUGAAAAGACAUACACCAUUUCACCACAGUUCAGCCAGACGGAAGAUUCCUAGAACAGACUUGCCAGUAGGGAAUGCAGAGCAGAUUGCAGUGUUGCUGCAGAAGCAAUGGCACCUGUAUCAUGUAACACCUCUAUAUAGAUUCUCCUACAGCAUGUUGAAGAAAUAUUCCAAUGAGUUGUCAGUCUUUAUUGCUACUGAGAAGAAAAAGGGAAUGGCAAUUGAAGGGGGAAUUGAGCUUGGCAAUGAGGCGAAGUUCUCCAUGCUCUCAGGUCUUCGAGCUACUGAGAAUGAUCCAGAGGCUGUUUUCAUACAGAUAAUGGCAAAGACUGCAGCCCAUCAGGGAAUUGAUAAGAAAGUUGUCUGGUCUGGGUGGAUGUGCUGUGUUGAUGGAGACUUCGGCUUCCUGGAAUCUCUCCCAGUGGAGUUCAUCUGUCUACCCUUGCUUUUUGCUAAUGGCCCUAAGAUAGUUACAACCAUGGUUGGGGAAUGGUUGCAGAAGACAUUUGACUGUUACAUUAGUGCCUUUCCCAUUAGCUCAGAGAACCUGACGUGGAUGGCUGCCAUGUGGGCCAAUUGUUUCUCAGACUCUGUCCAUCGGAUGAUGGAAUUGGAGUGGUCUGUGCCCCCCGUGCAACUGACCAUUUCACUUAGUAUUCACCCAGAGGAUGCUAAAGCACUGUGGGACAGCAUUCAUACAAAUGAGGAUGAAAUCACCAUCGAGGAGGUGGAGCUAUUCAUGAGCAGCCUCCAUUCACAUUUCUACAGGCAUUUUGGGGUGCGGCUUGCUGCUACACAACUGGUAAAUGUAUCAACAGCCAUAGCAUCUGCUCACUGUGAUGGCAAAUUAAUGCUGUUCAACUGCAAGCAUAUAGACCAUGUGCUACCAUUUCUAACUGAGCUGGCUUUUCAUCAAAUACAGUACCAACCACGUCUCUGCAGCAGUAUUGAUUAAAUUUGACUGGAUCAGAACAUAAUCUCCAUUGAAUCCUUGGACAAUUUUUCUGCUCUGAAAACAACUAGUCAUUAGACUAAAUCUCAAGAUCACUGGACAUGCAGGAGGAAAAAUGGAUGUGACUUUGAGAGUGAUCAGACCUGAUUUGCUUAUGCCAAAUAAACCUUUUAUUUGUCUAUUGAUGAAGAAACUGAGCUGCUAAAACUAAUUAUCUUUUAGGUCCAUGUACAGUACACAAUCUGCAACUGUCAGCGUCUGACUCUUUUAAUAGAUGUGAACUGAAGGGACGAAGUCCAUUUUUAAAAAUAGCAUUGCACAAACUUUAUUCAACUUUUUGUGAUGUCAGGACUUUUAGUUGAGGUUUGUGUUAAAUGAACUUUAUGAAUAUUAUCCCAGUUUUUAUACAUUUUUGUGAGCAUCAAAGCUAAAAUCACUAA